AUUUAUUUACGAUAGUUUGUUACAGAGUAAAACGUGUUAUUUGGGUAUAGGAUAUAUAAGUAAUUCAUAUCACAAGGAUUAAAAAUAUUAUGCGCCGAUUUUCGUAAACGCAUGCGCAAAGCCAAUGCAUACACAUGGAUAGAAUCUCGUAUUUUCUUGUGCACUUUAAAGCCUAAACACAACAUUCUUGAAAGGUGAAGACAGCAUUCAAGAUCGAAGAUGUCUGCUGAAAGUGGAACAAAGCCUCCCGAGGCCACGGAGACGAAACCUGUACUGACACCCACAACGAGCACUCCCUCCACUAUAGGCACUACGAGUCAGAGCUCUACCCUGUCAGUCACCACCCCAAAGACCAGCUCACAGCCUCUGAGACCAAAUUACACAUUAAAGUUUACGAUGGCUGGUCAUACAAAAGCUGUAUCCUCUGUGAAAUUUAGUCCCAAUGGAGAAUGGUUGGCAAGUUCUGCUGCAGACAAACUGAUUAAGAUAUGGGGAGCCCUAGAUGGGAAGUUUGAGAAGACGAUUGUAGGCCAUAAACUGGGAAUAUCAGAUGUCGCCUGGUCCUCGGACAGUAAGCUGUUAGCUAGUGCUUCAGAUGAUAAAACACUGAAAAUCUGGGAUUUUGCCACGGGCAAAUGUCUGAAGACCCUGAAAGGCCAUACCAACUACGUAUUCUGCUGUAACUUUAAUCCUCAGUCUAAUCUCAUCGUGUCGGGUUCUUUUGAUGAAAGUGUGAGGAUUUGGGAUGUGAAAACUGGAAAAUGUCUGAAGACCCUCCCAGCCCAUUCUGAUCCUGUCACAGCGGUUCAUUUCAACAGAGAUGGGUCAUUGAUAGUGUCCAGCAGUUAUGAUGGGCUCUGUCGAAUCUGGGAUACAGCUUCAGGGCAGUGUUUGAAGACAUUAAUAGAUGAUGACAAUCCACCAGUGUCCUUUGUUAAAUUCUCUCCCAAUGGAAAAUACAUAUUGGCAGCCACACUAGACAACACCUUGAAGUUGUGGGACUACAGCAAAGGAAAGUGCCUAAAGACCUACACAGGACAUAAGAAUGAGAAGUACUGUAUAUUUGCCAACUUCUCUGUAACAGGAGGAAAGUGGAUCGUUUCAGGAUCAGAAGAUAACCUGGUAUAUAUCUGGAAUCUUCAGACAAAAGAGGUUGUGCAGAAACUGCAGGGCCAUACAGGUAAGGCAAAUGAAUACAACUGUGUGCACAGUGGAUUCACAAAGCAAAAUUCCCAUCAGGGCUAUUCCAGUACUCUAGUUCUACUUCUAGAAGAAAAUCAAGAAAUUGUGAAAAUAGGGUAGGAUCAUCACAUGGGUAUGUUAAGGCAGGUCAUGUUUUUACUGGGGUAAAAUCCGCAAAACAAUGUGAUGUCAGAAUUGAAAUAAGUAUAUCAUUACAUAUACGUGUAUUUAAUUUUGGAAGUUUUACUCAUAGAAUAAACCAUGCAGCUACUAAGAUGGCAAGAUAUAGGAAAUGAUAUUCUGCUGUAGUGUAAUUUGUGUCCGAUCAAUAUGAAAGUAAACUGAUGAUGUCAUAAACUAUACAUCAAGUGAAGAUGACACAUGUAAAGAUAUGUUAACUUUGUCAUGUAAAUAUCAACAAAGUAUGGGAUAUUUAAGAUAUAUACCAUGGAAGAUAUAUUUGAAAUACUGAGAAUUUCUCCAUAUUGUGAAGGUAUGUUGAUAUCAUUCAAUGACAAUUUUGUUCUACGGAAAAAGAUUCCAUUUAGCAUGUCAGUCCAAUUUUCCUUUGUAUCAUGCUGAAAUAAAACUGCAAAAGUAUAACACUACGUUGCAUACUUUCUAGAGCCUUUUAUUUAUACGUCAGGUGAACGGUAAUGAAUUAACGUAUAUAGCAUGUUACAAUUUAUAUGUUAUAUGAAAAAAGUCUUUCGUCAGUUUAGACACUUUUGGAAGCAUUUAAGUUUUGAUUAAGAAUACAUGUACAUCUUGUUUUAUACUGUUGCUAAAAAUUAAAAUUUAGCUUAGAUGUGCAGAAGAGGAAUUUUCUUUCUAGAUUUCAUAGCUAGUGAUACUUUUAACUCAGGUGACUGAUAACGCCUCUUGUUUACGGGAAUAGGCCUUGGUGUAUUGAGUUUUUAAUUCAGUGUGUUUCAUCCUAGAUGUGGUAUUGUGCUGUGCCUGUCAUCCAUCAGAAAAUAUCAUUGCAUCGGCAGCUUUAGAAAAUGACAAAACUAUAAAACUAUGGAAAAGUGAUGUUUGAUGCUGAGAGAUUGUGAAAUGUUCAGAAGAGUUCCUUCUAUGGUGAGAUAACUCCGCGUAAAGCUCUGGAGACCAAUGAACAUGCAGCAUUCCACUCGGGUGAAGCAAGUGUUACUAUCAUCAUGAGAUGAACAUCUCUAGAGGAUUUUACCAAAACAGAAAUUAUUUUUAUAAUGAGAGAAGUUGCAGAAAGGAUUGCACUCGCGUGGCAAAACCGGAGUACAUCUGAUUUACUCCUUCAUUUUCCUCAUCUCAUUGCUGAAAUCAUCCAUUGAAAAAUGUCAUGUAAACUUUGUUUUAUCAUACAUGUAAUUACUUUUGCAAUUUUUUCUAUUUUGAUAGUUCUAGAGCAAUUUUAUUUUAUACAAGGAAUAUGCAGGAGAAUUUGUAAAUAGUAUACACUGUAUGUAAGUGGGGUGUUUUAUACUUCUAGCAGUGUUUGAACUGAAUUCUAGAAUGCAGACCUUUGUUCAGGUUAAAUGUUUUUGAAAUCAUAUUACUACAUGUUCAAUAAAACACAAAAGAAACAAA
Molecule: messenger RNA, 2754 nt
Organism: Ostrea edulis (European flat oyster)
Lineage: Eukaryota; Metazoa; Mollusca; Bivalvia; Ostreida; Ostreidae
Product: WD repeat-containing protein 5
Exons: 13
Coding region: 220-1302 (360 amino acids)
Cellular component (GO): Set1C/COMPASS complex
Molecular function (GO): histone binding
Source: RefSeq, a predicted model, not a curated record